UCUCUAAUUGUUUGUUCAGUUUAUAACUUUUCCUUAUAUUUUGCAAUGAAUUCCAACUGGUUUUUUCAGUGGAAUGAGAGGCAACGUGAAGACGAGGAAGAUGACGAAGAAGAUGAAGAAUAUGAUGCCCCCCUUUGGUCUUCUUCUAGUAGCCCAUUUUCUCCACGUUUGGGUCUUUUGCUGGGACCACCAAUUUGGACUAAGCCAGCCAAAUGGCUAAACUUAGCCCUCUUACCAACCCGAUAGCCCUGGCUCUUUGACCAUUUUAAAAUUUGUUGUUGGAGAUGAAAUAAGGGCUACAUUUUAGCCUUUGGCCCUUUGGACCUCCUUAUUGAAGAUGGCCUAAGCUUCCUUUUUUACCCCUUAUGUUGAUCUCUAUAUAUUGUUCAUUGGGGGUCAUGUACUCUUUCCUUUGGCAAUUAAAACGGAUCCUUAAUUGUUUCAUGAUUGUUCAGGCAAUGGCGGAUCCAGAAAUUUUUUUCAGGUAAGGCAAGACAAUGGCAGGUUGAAGGAAAAGGGGAAUGGAGGAAAAUUAGAGGGAAGCUAUAGAUUUUGGAGGCAAUUGUGAAGAUUUUGGAGAGAUUUUGCCCUAUUUCUGCCAUUUUCUUCAACAAUUCACUUGACUUUGCCCUAUUUCUGUCAAUUUCACAUACCUUGCUUAUACCAAACUUGUAUAGACUCAAAAAUCCAGUCUAGGCAACUGCCUAAGCUAGCCUCUAUGUGGAUCCGCCGGUGUCUAUAGGUACAGAUAUACACAUGUAUACUCAAACAAAUUGUGAGAUAGUCUUACGUAUUAUGUUGCUAGACUCGAUGGUUAUGGCAACAAAUUCAGAUAUGAUGUCACUUGCUGAUCUCUUAUUUGACUGUUUCACAACAUAAUCUACUAGAUUAUUAACUAGGGAUGUAAAUGAGCCGAGCCGGAGGGAAUAGCAGGGUGAUCAUGUUCGGCUAAUUUAUUUUUUAUUAAGCUCGAGUCGGGCUAAAGCUUGAAUUAUUUUUUCUAUGCUCAAGCUCGGCUCGACUUGAAUAUUUUUCUUAAGCUCGAGCUAGGCUUGGUUGGGCUCGAUUUAUUGGACGAGUUCGAGCUUGAAUAGGCUCGGCUAAGUUCAUUUGACUUUAAAUUUAAAAAAUAAAAAAGGAAGAAAGAAAAAUUAAAAUAAUAAUCCAAAAUUUGAUGUCUAACCAUCACACAAAUCUCUUUUUGUUAUAAAUAUAAUAAAUAUGUGGAUUGUCCACGUAAAUUCUCAUAUUUCAUGUCCUUAUGAUGUAAACUUAACUCCUAUAUAAAGGAGUCUAUGAGAAUGAAUAAGAUACACACUUCUACCUCCUCCUAUAUUCUGUUUCUCUAUUCUAUAUUCUCUAUUUCCUACAAACGUAAGUUUCUAGUUUAUAACAUGUUAUCAGCACGAAUUUGCUCUAAUUUUUCUUCUUCCUUGAACUCCAUGAUGAUCUACAAGUCUUAUGUUGCAACAUAGUUGCUUAUACCAAGGCAAAUGAUCUAUGAGUUCCCUUUUUCCUAUAGAUAAAUAUCAAUUUUUUUUAUGCUUUCAUAUAAUUGUUGACAAUUUAUAUUUUCUAUAUGACAAUAAGAACUACAUGUUCCAUUGCUGAAGACUCGAGUCCUCUGACCGAGUAGUCUUAGAACCUAUGGUUCUAUAGACAUCACACGAAUGUUUUUCUCGUGUGUUCCCUUUGGGAUCCAUUGUUCAUAUUUAUGAACAUUUUAAAACUCUGUUUCAUACAUGAUUUUUAUAUCAUUGUUCAUAGAACAUACAGUUCUAAUAUUAUGGAUCCUGAUAUAUCUCGUCUUUUCUCUAUGUAGGAAGAUGACGCAUCUGACAAAAUUGGAAUUUGAUCCUCUUGAAAUUUCUGGCAAGAACUAUUUGAGCUGGGUUCUUGAUGCUGAAAUUCACCUUAUGGCCAACAACCUUGGAGAUACCAUUAAAGUUGGCAAUAAGUCAUCUGUGCAAGAUCGAGCCAAGGCUAUGAUUUUCUUGCGUCAUCAUCUUGACAAGAGCCUAAAAGAUGAGUAUCUUACGGUGAAAGACCCGCUUGAGCUUUGGGAAGCAUUGGCUGAUCGAUUUGCUCAUCAAAAAACCAUUGUUCUACCUAGAGCACGGUAUGAAUGGACGCACUUGCGCCUUCAAGACUUCAACUCUGUCAUUGAUUUCAAUUCUGCCAUGCAUCGGAUUACCUCCCAACUAAAAUUAUGUGGAGAACCUGUCAGUGAAGAUAGCAAGCUCGAAAAGACUUUUUCGACUUUUCAUGCCACAAACAUGGUUCUGCAACAACAGUAUCGAGAGCGAGGAUUCAAAAAAUAUGCAGACCUCAUCUCAUGUCUUUUAGUGGCGGAGCAAAAUAAUGAGCUUCUAAUGAAAAACCAUCAGUCUCGCCCUACCGGGUCUCAACCCAUACCUGAGGUGAAUGCUAUUUUCACUGGUGGUCAUGCCAAUAGACAUGGCAACAAGCAUGGCAAUAAUAGUGCUCGUGUUAAGGGACGUGAUCGUCAAAGACCUAAUGGUCAAGGCCGUGGAAGCAUUAACCAACGAUUGGGUCCAAAGAAAAAUGCCAAAAUCCACAAAGGCAAGGGUCAGAUGAACAAAGUCCCCAAGAACAAUGAAAGCUUUUGCACCAGAUGUGGUUGCAAUGGCCAUUUUUGGAAAACUUGUCGCAUGCCAGAUCAUUUAGUGGCGCUUUACCAAGCCUCUAUCAAAGGCAACAAAGCUGAAAUUAACUAUAUUGAUCAGUCAGAUCCUUGGGAUUCAUCUAUUGUAAUAUAUUUUAUUUUUAAAUUCUCAGAUUCUCUUCCAAUUGAAAAGGAAAGUAAUAAAAAGAAUUAAAGAUUUGAGAUUAGAAAAAUUAUAU
Messenger RNA from Rosa chinensis, 2865 nucleotides. RefSeq lists its product as uncharacterized. Bases 1743 to 2840 code for a protein of 365 amino acids. The transcript has 2 exons. NCBI's taxonomy places the organism in Eukaryota, Viridiplantae, Streptophyta, Magnoliopsida, Rosales, Rosaceae. The record is from RefSeq and is a predicted model, not a curated record.